AACGCUUCAACCCGACAUCAUACACACGGUCGCUUCAAAGACGCAAAACAAUGUUGUCAAAAAAUCCAGUUGCUCAGCUCAUCAAACUACGGAAAAGUGCAUAAUAUUUCUACAUUUUUAAACCUUUAAAGCCUCAAAUUUGCUACCAACCUUUUACCACUUUCAAGCCUUCUGCCACCGGCACGUUUGGGUUGUGAGAACCGUGUCCGACCGUAUUUGAAAUCUACAUUUGCUACAUCCAAAGCGUACGUGCUUCCUUCUGCUCGUACAAAGUCGUUGAAGAAAAAUGCCCAAACAAUACGAUAUAGAUAUUAAAGAAGAGCUUGACAAUAGUGGAUUGUUUGAGCUAAUGGAAAGCAACGGAACAGCGGAUAUGUGGGAAUCAAAUAAUCUAACACCACCCUCCUGGAUGAAGGGCCUAACGCAAGACGAUAUCAACGCAAUGUAUCAGCUUGGAACCUUAUCGAAGAACGGAUUGCUGGCGGAAAUCAAGAAAAUAUUUGACCAAGCGUACAAUAUUGGACUACAGGAAGCGAAGGAGAUUACUAAAGGGAAAAAUUUGGAAAUAUUCUCCAAUUUAACGAAACGAAAGUGAAGCCGUUUUUAGCAUUACUUUUACACACCCUUACCCUUACCGGAAAACAACAAUGAACUAAUGAAAUCAUGCUAAAAAAAACAGAAGAAAAUUUCCUUCAAAAUCAUUCAAACGAGAACGCCAUCACACGUGUCGUCUUGGCAUGACCAUGGCAAUUUACUCUACCUUUGUCUUUGCGCUUACCAGGCCGCUUUUGCCGCGGAAGUAUUUAAGAAUAGUAUUGAACGAAAACACCACCGGAAUCAUGAUGGGUAGAAACAGUGGAAUAUAGAUGGCGUACUUCUGCUCGUUCGGGAAGUAACACCGGAAAACAACAAUGAACUAAUGAAAUCAUGCUAAAAAAAACAGAAGAAAAUUUCCUUCAAAAUCAUUCAAACGAGAACGCCAUCACACGUGUCGUCUUGGCAUGACCAUGGCAAUUUACUCUACCUUUGUCUUUGCGCUUGCCGGGCCGCUUUUGCCGCGGAAAUACUUAAUAAUAGUAUUAAACGAAAACACCACCGGAAUCAUGAUGGGUAGAAACAGUGGAAUAUAGAUGGCGUACUUCUGCUCGUUCGGGAAGUACAGCAAAGCCAGCAUGCUCGGAUCAAAGAAUGCUCGUUCGGCCGAUGCGUAAGCUUCUCUAGCCAGCAGGGCCGCCCGUUGCAGACUGCCCGCAGCGAGCUGCUGCUUCGCUUCCACUAUCUUCUGGUAUGCGUUCUGAAUGGCCGCACCUACCUCAUCGUU
Molecule: messenger RNA, 1321 nt
Organism: Anopheles stephensi (Asian malaria mosquito)
Lineage: Eukaryota; Metazoa; Arthropoda; Insecta; Diptera; Culicidae
Gene: lin-52
Product: protein lin-52 homolog
Exons: 4
Coding region: 287-595 (102 amino acids)
Biological process (GO): regulation of DNA-templated transcription
Cellular component (GO): DRM complex
Source: RefSeq, a predicted model, not a curated record